AUGUACGAUAACUUCAUCUAGCUUACCUAAGCCUAUGAUAUCUUUAAUGCUAUUGGAUUACCUGAUAUCAAUGCUUAGUUUCCAUUAGAUAUAGAUGAGAGCUACAAUUAAUUCAAUAAUAUCUUGGUUAAAGAUUACUCAAAAACACUUGGAAUUUUAAUCUAAGAGUCCUUAGUAAUGAAAAAGAACGAAUCUGAAGAUUUUAAUUAGUAGCAAAUCCAUAAUCAACUCAACUUCUAAAUAAGCAUUUAAUGUUUCUAAGAGCAGAUAUAACAUCUUUAGGAUUAGCUUACUCCUAUGGUCAGCAUAUAAAAUUCGGCUAAAUCUAUCUAUUCGAGCGAGAAAGAUUUAAAAAUAUCUGAAAAUGUUGUGGAAUACAGCUGUGAUAGCUAAUUUUAAAAUAAAAAAGUUUAGAUUGAAAUCGAUAACACUGAUAAAUCAAAAGAUUCUUAAAAUCUGACUACAGAAUUAGAUAACUUAUCAAGUAAUAUUAGAAAUCAGCAAUCUCUAUAAAUAAAUGAAAUGCUUGAUGAUCUUUUCAAUGAGAACAGCAGAUCAUCAGCAGAUAAACAGCCAAUAAAAUCAAAUUGCAGUUCCUCGGGAAAACCGAUCAAAUAAAGGAAACCGUAUGCUGCAUACGAAACACUUUAGCAAUACUAUGAGAAGAAUCCGAAUUGGUCAAAGUAAUUCAUCUACCACCUUGCAAGCCAGUUAAACCUCUCAUACAAAAAAAUUUAUAAAUGGAAUUGGGAUAGAAAAAAGAGAGAUAAAAUUGAUGUAAACACUACUUAAAAUGCUCCAAGAGUUCUACUUCACCCUCAUGAAUGA
Messenger RNA from Stylonychia lemnae, 828 nucleotides. NCBI's taxonomy places the organism in Eukaryota, Ciliophora, Spirotrichea, Sporadotrichida, Oxytrichidae. The record is from the annotation of a GenBank genome assembly.